This is a messenger RNA of Owenia fusiformis, 623 nucleotides long. The record is from the annotation of a GenBank genome assembly. Lineage: Eukaryota; Metazoa; Annelida; Polychaeta; Sabellida; Oweniidae.
UCCAUUUGUUCAUUGCCACUCAUCUAUACCGUACCUCCUUUGGAACUUAGUGGAUGACGUCUGGAACCCUGCGUUCUGAAGAUGUCGAUCUCUCCAUUUGUUCAUUCCACUAUCCCUCUUUUGGGGGUUGGUCUGUCAGUCUAAAUAGUAAAAUGAUAAAAAAGGAAAAAAGUGUGCCUUCAGGCUUCAGUUGUUAAAAAUGGUUCCAUGUUUUGAAAAGGUGAGCCCAAAUCUAUUUUCCAAAAAAUCAGAAUCAGAAAUAUUUUGCCAUGGGUGUCAACAUAAUAAUAAUUAUAGCCUUAUUAAUGAGUGACAAUUUACGAGUGACAAAGGUAUGUAGUAAAAGUGUGAACAGUGAAUAUCUCUUAAUUGACAGUAAGAAUCACACAUUCCUAAUCAGCGCAUAUAUAAAAACAUGUAGACACGAAGCGAGAUUAUUAGAAGGCAGUUACAGCGAGAGGCAGACUCUGAUUUUAAUUUCAAAAUUAGAUGCAUUUGAUCCGUAUUGCUGUAAGUUAAAGAGAGAUGCUCAGCUCAGAUCAUGGACUGUCCCUGUACCAACCACAUAUUUCAAAUGUACUGAUAUUAUUUCUAUCAAUACAAUAGAAAACGAUGAGGUGUAG